AUGUUCGCUCGCUCCGCCUUCCCCGCUCUUCGUGUCGCUUCCAAGCGUGCUUUUUCCAACCAGGCUGCUGGCACUGUCAGCAACGCCUCGUUUCGCCAAUACAUGGGUGGUGCUGCCCUCGCUGCCGGCGGUGCUCUCACCUACUCGGUUUUUGCCGCACCCUCCAUUCACCUCGAGGGCCCUAAGACCAUCGCUGGCGAGGUUGGCACUGCCUCUGAGCGAUCGUAUGUGAUGAUCAAGCCCGACGGUACCUCACGCCAGAUCGUUGGUGAGAUCAUUUCUCGAUUCGAGAAGCGUGGCUACGUGCUCCGUGCCAUAAAAUCAGUGGUUCCCUCGCAAGAGCUCGCCAAGGAGCACUACAUCGACCUUAGCAAAAAGCCCUUUUACUCUGGCCUCGUUUCGUACAUCACUUGCGGUACCCCCGUGAUCGCCAUGGUCUGGGAGGGCAAGGACGUCAUUCGCCAGGGUCGCCGCCUUGUGGGUGCUACCAACCCCCUUGACGCUGCUCCCGGUUCGAUUCGCGGCGACUACUGCAUCUCGGUCGGCCGCAACAUCAUCCACGCUUCGGACUCGCACGAGUCGGCUACCAAGGAGAUUGGCCUCUGGUUCCACGAGAAGGAGCUUGCCACUGAUUACCAGCCCAUCGCUUACAGCAUGAUCAUGACUGAAAACUAA
Ustilago hordei is the source of this 675-nucleotide messenger RNA. Its product is annotated as putative YNK1 - nucleoside diphosphate kinase. NCBI's taxonomy places the organism in Eukaryota, Fungi, Basidiomycota, Ustilaginomycetes, Ustilaginales, Ustilaginaceae. Bases 1 to 675 code for a protein of 224 amino acids. Gene Ontology annotation, biological process: UTP biosynthetic process; CTP biosynthetic process; GTP biosynthetic process. The record is from RefSeq and is a predicted model, not a curated record. Gene Ontology annotation, molecular function: nucleoside diphosphate kinase activity. The transcript has a single exon.